AUGGAGGAGAUACUUACCCAACGAGAUUCUCUUAUUGAGAAACGAAACGCUCUAAGGAGGAAACUAAUUGAGAAAACGAAAAGAUCCGUCAAGUCAAUCAAGCCACGUACGUUAGAUACGUACAAGUAUGCUUUUCAUUUGGUAUCUUGUCACUCUAGACUGCCUUCACUCGAUAUCGAGCAGCGGCUGCAAUACGCCAAACUGGCGUCUCCUCAAAUGUCUGUCCCCUCAUACAGGAAGAUGGGGAACUCAAUUACCAUGUCUCUAGACUUCGCCUCUGUGGGGGUGUUCACAAUCAACUUGUCCAUUGGCGACAAUGGCACCGUAUCCCAUUUAUCUAUAACACCCCCCGCUCUCACCAUUGAUGAAUCAGUCACCAUUAAUACUCUCGUUGGUGAAUGUCAAGCCUCAAAAAAUAUCUCUCUCUUCAUUUACCGUUUGAAUACCUUGGUACGCAUGAGAGAGAAACGCAGACGUAGUUGGUAUUCCCUACUCCCCAUGGAUGUUCACAUCGAAUCGUUGAACAACAUCACUGUCCUUGACCCUCAUACGCUCUUUGCUCACUCUCCGGCCACUUUGGCAAUCAAAUUGAGGAAACCCUCACCCUUGGUGACCAUAACGUGGUUGAUAGACUUUACAAAAUCAAAACAUUGUACGUCGGAUUUCCAUGUCUCCACCAACACAGAUUUAGAUCUCACAGACAUAUUCAAGGCACUCGUGCGAACCCAUGGCGUUAAAAUGGCAGUUGUGCGAUUGCUAUCAAUCCUGUAA
Pichia kudriavzevii is the source of this 771-nucleotide messenger RNA. RefSeq lists its product as uncharacterized. The transcript has a single exon. The record is from RefSeq and is a predicted model, not a curated record. The coding region runs from base 1 to 771 and encodes 256 amino acids. Lineage: Eukaryota; Fungi; Ascomycota; Pichiomycetes; Pichiales; Pichiaceae.